UCGCUUUAUCUACUUUGACAUCUUUUUAUCAAUAUCCAACCAAACCCUUACCUAGUUUAGAUGUUAUCCCCUUUAAUCAAAUAUCUACUAAUAAAUUAGAUCAUUUUAAAUUACAAUUCACUAAUGCUAACGCUCUUCAAUUUUAUACAGAUGGUUCUCUUACAUUUUUAGGAUCUCCUGACUGCCAGAUGGGAAUAGCGUGGUUACAAACUAAUCAAAAUUGGCCUCUGCUCUCCUUUAAUGCAACAUUUGUUUCACACUCUCCUUCUUUAACAUUAGUUGAAAUAGUUGCUAUACUUGCUGCAACAUACACCGCUCCACCCAAUUCCAAUAUUGAAAUCUGCACAGAUUCACAAGCUGCAAUUGCCUCGUAUUACAAAAUCAUCACCAUAUGUGAGGAAUCUUCCUCUCUGAACCCUGCUUUCAAAAUUCCUUAUUUUCAUAUUUGGAUGAUCUUGAUGCAACUUAUUACAUCCAACAAUAUUGUGUUGUCGCUAACAAAAGUCAAAGCUCAUGGAUCAGACAAACUUAACAAUAAAGUAGAUGCUUUAGCAAAACAACUCUCUGGUGCUCCUUUGAGCAUUAACAAUAACCAUCUUGGUCCUAAAUACUUUAUGAGCUAUAAUAAUAUACCAAUCAUUACACUGUCAUGUUUAUUUAUCAAAUACAUGCAACAAGCAUCUUGGGCUGGAAUACUUUUAUCCCUUCCACAAUUUGCAAAGUAUCACAAUUUUCACAUUGAUUGGCAAACUCUAUUUUACGUUCUUAAUGAUUCAGAAAAUGCUAGGUCUUUCCUGUCUCACCUCAAAGAAUUAAAUAGACCUAACAACGAUACUUUAAUUGAUGCUAUUGAUCAAUCCUCAAUAUGGUAUUGCAACUCUUUCAAUAACAACUUAUGUUUUAUGGAUCUCAUUAAAGGAAUCAUCCCUUCAUCAUUUUCCUCCUCAAUCACUUCCGUCACCAACAACAAACAACUCACCCAAG
Messenger RNA from Funneliformis caledonium, 984 nucleotides. Lineage: Eukaryota; Fungi; Glomeromycota; Glomeromycetes; Glomerales; Glomeraceae. The record is from the annotation of a GenBank genome assembly.